AUGAAUCCCGCAAAGCUUCUCGAGGAGCACCAAGCUGCCGUUGCCAAGGUCCAGGAGCAGGUCAAGUACUUUUACGACAACAAGAAGCCGUUCCGCGUCUACCAUGGCUCCACGAGCUCGACGCGUCCGCUGUCCUUCAAGGCGGACGCCAUCGUCGACACGAGCAGCAUGGACCGCCUCUUCCCCGUCAACCUCGAGACGAUGACCGUGCAGGCCGAGCCCAAGGUGCCCAUGGACGCCCUGGCUGCCCACACCCUCAAGCACGGCGUCGUCCCCAAGAUUGUCAUGGAGUUCAAGGGCAUCACCGUCGGCGGCGGCUACUCUGGCUUUUCCGGCGAGAGCAGCAUGUACCGCUACGGCCUCUUCAACAACACCGUGUCCGAGAUUGAGAUUGUGCUGGGCGAUGGCACGCUGGAAAAGGCCAACCGCGAGCACAACGCGGAUCUGCUGGAGCAUGCUGCCGGCAGCUUGGGAACCUUUGGCAUCGUCACCCUGCUCACGAUUGAGCUGAUCCCAGCCACGCCCUUUGUCAGGCUGGACAUCCAGCUGGUGGACGACGUCGCCAAAGCUCACGACAUGUUCGAGGAGGCCACCAAGGACGAGUCCAUUCACUUUAUCGACGGCGUCUACUUCCGCAAGGGCGUCAUUGUGGUCAUGUUUGGCCGCUUCAUCUCCACCUUGCCCAAUGGCAAGGCUCCUCUGAAGAAGAUGGAGGUCCACUGGUUUGCCGACACCAUUGAGGCCGCCAUCAAGAAGCAGCCGACGCGCGACAAGCCCACAGACCUCUACAUGUACACGCCCGACUACCUCUUCCGCUACGAUCACGGCGCCUUCUGGGGCGGCAAGCUGGCCUUUAAGCACUUCCACGUGCCCGAGAACGCCAUCACCCGCCGUCUGGCCGACCCUUUCCUCGACAGCCGCACGUGCUACCAUGCGCUGCACAAGACGGGCCUUGCCAACGAGUAUGUGGUGCAAGACUUUGGCAUCCCGGCCAGCACCGUCAAGGAGUUCAUCAGCUUCGUCAACGAGACCCUGCCAGAGCUGAUGAUCUUCCUGGCUCCCUGCAAGUCCCCAAAGGAGAUUGGCCUGACGUCUCGCUUCAAUCCGCGUGUCGACGAAGUCUCGGACCAGCGCAUCUUUGCCGUCGGCGUCUACGGCCGCGGACCCCGCGACCCAAAGGCCUUUUACGAGCUCAACCGCAAGCUGGAGCUGCGAAGCGCCGAGCUCAUGGGCGCCAAGCUCCUGUACGCCCGUACUUACUACACUGAGGACGAGUUCUGGCUCAUCUACAACAAGGAGGUCUACGACGCGAUGCGCAAGAAGUACAAGGCGGAGACGCUGCCGUCCGUCUACGACAAGCUCAAGGCCGACAUGGAGACGGGCGUCGGCAAGAGAAGGCCAGUGCGUGGCAUUCUCGAGACGAUGUGGGACAAGGCCAUCGGCAACAAGCACUACAUCCCGGUGAAGAAGUAA
This is a messenger RNA of Trichoderma citrinoviride, 1473 nucleotides long. RefSeq names its product FAD-binding domain-containing protein. Lineage: Eukaryota; Fungi; Ascomycota; Sordariomycetes; Hypocreales; Hypocreaceae. The record is from RefSeq and is a predicted model, not a curated record. The transcript has a single exon. Gene Ontology annotation, cellular component: membrane; cytoplasm. Gene Ontology annotation, molecular function: FAD binding; Delta24(24-1) sterol reductase activity. The coding region runs from base 1 to 1473 and encodes 490 amino acids. Gene Ontology annotation, biological process: steroid metabolic process.